Molecule: messenger RNA, 6255 nt
Organism: Hemicordylus capensis (graceful crag lizard)
Lineage: Eukaryota; Metazoa; Chordata; Lepidosauria; Squamata; Cordylidae
Gene: CTCF
Product: CCCTC-binding factor
Exons: 11
Coding region: 2638-4827 (729 amino acids)
Biological process (GO): regulation of transcription by RNA polymerase II
Cellular component (GO): nucleus
Molecular function (GO): RNA polymerase II transcription regulatory region sequence-specific DNA binding; DNA-binding transcription factor activity, RNA polymerase II-specific
Source: RefSeq, a predicted model, not a curated record
GGCCCAAGGCCAGCAUAAAUACAAAAAGAAACAACAGCAGCAGUAAAUACAUAAAACAUUAAUACCUUCAAAUACCAUAUACAUGGCUAAAUUCAUUCAAAUAAAACCGGUUAAUCUGAAGUGCACAACCCAGCAUCUCGUGCCUUAAUCACUCUAAACCGAAUCUUGCUUGCUAUGAAGAGAAAUUUUGCUACCCUCCUGUAAGCAUACUCUGACGUAGCAGUAAGCAGGAAAAGGACCUUGUCCCCAUCAGAAGGGCAGUUAGAAUUGUAAUGAGUUAGUAGUGGGGAGAGAAGCUUUCCCCUUAAUUCAGUAUAAAAUCUGCACUUCAGCAUCAAAUGUUCCGUAGUCUUCACUUCACUGUUCCGGCAGGGGCAUAAUCUUUGGUCGUAGGGCACCUUCCCAAAAUGUCCUUCCAAUACCGCCGUAUGAAGGGCGUUAAGUCUAUCUAGCUGCUGAAAGAACCCUACAAUGAUCCCCAUUAGAGAUCCUAAGUAAAUAUUCAGCAGGGAAAUGACUGCUGAUUUGAUCUCCUAAGAAUAGGCCAGGGCCUGUUUGGGCAACAUCCCCCUGCUUCGUCAUAUCCCAGACACGUUGAGUUAUGGCAAUUUUGGCCUUGCUGUGGCCCAGAGUUCUAAUCAGGGGCAGGGGAAAACCCAAGAAUGCUAACAGCAAUAUUUUAAUUGUCCAUGCUUUGGGAGUAUGAUGCUGAAAAGCAGUAUAUAAUCUCCAUAAACAGGCAUUAUAGUAUUUAUGUAUUUAUUUUGCUCUGUUGCUGAAGUUUUGAUCAGAUGGCUAGUUUUGAAAUGCAGUAAUAAUGGCUAGACUUACUUCCAAGUAAAUUCUUCUGAAAUUGGCAAGACUUCCUACUUUGUUCUGGACUGGGAUGUACAUUUUUCAGUUAGUCAUGCCUUUAGUGAAGUAUGUGUGUAUGUGUAUGUAUAUGUAUGUAUUUCUAAGAGUAUGUGCAAAAUGUCUAAUCAUGCUGAAAAAUUUAGGCACUAAAAGCAUAGGCAGCAUUAAAGAAACAUGAGAUAGAAUUUCACACAAUACAAGUUCUUUUGGUGAGAACUAAUCUGCCUAAUUUCCUUUCACUAUAAUCUUACUUUAGAAUUACCAUCCUCACAAGUUAGCCCAUUUCGGCCUUAAACGUUCACACAUCCACCAUCUUAAAUUGGGAGGGUGACAUCAUUACAAAGGACAUGCCGUUGAGGUGUCCCUAUUUGACAGUCACUACAACUGUACCAAGUUUGGUUCAAAUCAGUUAGGCAGUCCAUAAGUUAGCCCACUUGUGCUUUAAAUGUUCACACAUCUACCAUUUUGAAUUGGGGUAGAUGGCAUCAUCACAAACUACACGGUUGAGGUGUCCCUGUGUCCCCUUACAACUGUACCCCUAUCUAUCUAUCUAUAUGCCAGGUGAUCUCAUAAGCUUCCUUUCCGUAUAGUUAGAAAGUGCUUUCUAACAGCAAAGCAAGGUCAGUUUGCACAAGGGUAGCAGGGAGAAAGCAGGCAGUAUCUUACACAUGGCUGACUGAAUGAAUAUCGGUGUUACUUUUCCUGGCAAUCUGUCUCUCUCUCUCUCUGUUCUUAACUUUCAAAGAGAUCAGGUAGAUCCCACUGUCUAGUCAUAGCCAGUAAAAGUAAGCACUGCACUGUGUCUCUCAUGUAUGAGCUUGGCUACCUUCUGCAUUUAUUUUAUUUGUAAUUAUCUAAGGAUAGGACUACGCAGGAUAUUAGUAGCUUUUUUUAAUGCACAUACUACCAAAGUCUCUAGAUGGUUUACAACAAAACAAACAAACAAAGUAACACAUUUAAAGCAUAUAUAAAAUUUAAAGUUAAAACAAUCAAUAAAAUUCAACUAAAUACUUUGGCUAGGCACCUAAAAAUUUCAGAUGCUUGGAUGCACUUAACUGUGGUUGUACCACAGUAACCUUUUUUAAUAAAGGGGAGGAGAGUUGGUUCAUCUUUCUUUUAAAAUGCUGUCAGUGAGCCACAAAUGAUCUAACACAGGCAGAUGGGCGAAAAGCUUCUGUGGACUGAUUUGCAAGACUGCCAUAGAAAAUUAAAAUUACUAUCCCACCUGCUGCUAAACCCAACUUCCAAAUGCCAGUUCAAAUAAAAUCUUAUUCACAAUUUUUAAAGAAGUGGUUUGCAUUUUCUUACCUCCCCGGAGCCUGUGGGGGAUAGGAUAAGCAGUCUCAAAUUGCUUUUUAUUUGUGUUUGCUCUCGUGUUUCUUCUUCCCCUUGGUCUGUCCUGUCCUUUCGGGUUCCCUUGAUUUCUGCAAUCUAUUUAUUUGGAAACUGCUUUCUCAAAAGGAAUGAGGGGAUGGUUUCCUGUUCUGUAAGAGAGGACUGACUGCCAGUUGUCCUUGUCAAUAGUAUAUUGGGCAGUUAUAUCUGGAUUGGUUGUUUGCUUGCUUGUGUGUCUUGCUUCAUCACUGUGAAGGUGGCUGAGAAGCUGAUACUGUCUAGUCAGGUUGGCUUCUGUGCAACUUUUCUGUCUUUCCACUGGAGAAAGAGAAGGGGGAAAUGAGAGCAGGAGCUCUUGGAAUCCUGCUCUGAAGCAACAUAGUGUCCCCUGGUGGCUGGAGUCUCUCACUGCAAGAAACAUCCUGUACUCAGUUUGGGGGAGGUGACAUGGAAGGGGAAGCAGUUGAAACUAUUGGCGAGGAGUCUGAAACUUUUAUUAAAGGCAAAGAAAGGAAGACUUAUCAAAGGCGCCGGGAGGGUGGGCAGGAGGACGAUGCUUGCCCAAUGCCCCAUAACCAGGCAGAUGGGACUGAAGUGGUGCAGGACGUCAACAGUGGCGUCCAGAUGGUGAUGAUGGAACAGCUAGACCCAACGCUGCUUCAGAUGAAGACAGAGGUCAUGGAGGGCGCUGUGCAACAGGAAGCCGAGGCCACUGUGGACGACACCCAGAUCAUAACCCUACAGGUUGUGAACAUGGAAGAGCAACCUAUAAACCUUGGCGAACUCCAGCUUGUCCAAGUGCCCGUCCCUGUGUCUGUACCUGUUGCUACUGCGUCUGUAGAAGAACUUCAGGGGGCCUAUGAAAAUGAGGUCUCCAAAGGAGGCCUCCAGGAGGGGGAGCCCAUGAUCUGCCACACCCUCCCGUUGCCUGAAGGCUUCCAAGUGGUAAAGGUUGGUGCAAAUGGCGAGGUGGAGACGCUGGAGCAAGGCGAACUUCAGCCUCAGGAAGAUCCUAACUGGCAGAAGGACCCAGACUAUCAACCCCCAGCCAAAAAGACAAAGAAAACCAAAAAGAGCAAACUCCGGUACACGGAGGAGGGGAAGGACGUGGAUGUGUCUGUAUAUGACUUUGAAGAGGAGCAGCAGGAGGGCCUGCUCUCGGAGGUCAAUGCAGAGAAGGUGGUGGGCAACAUGAAGCCGCCUAAGCCAACAAAAAUUAAAAAGAAAGGAGUAAAGAAGACAUUCCAGUGUGAACUGUGCAGUUAUACUUGUCCACGCCGUUCUAACCUGGACCGCCACAUGAAAAGCCACACUGAUGAGAGGCCACACAAGUGCCACCUCUGUGGUAGAGCCUUCCGGACAGUCACGCUGCUGAGAAACCAUCUCAACACUCACACAGGUACUCGUCCUCACAAGUGCCCGGACUGUGACAUGGCCUUUGUGACGAGUGGUGAGUUGGUUCGGCAUCGCCGCUACAAACACACCCAUGAGAAGCCAUUCAAGUGUUCCAUGUGCGACUAUGCCAGCGUGGAGGUCAGCAAGUUGAAACGCCACAUUCGCUCUCACACUGGGGAGCGUCCAUUCCAGUGCAGCUUGUGCAGCUACGCCAGCAGAGACACUUACAAACUGAAGAGGCACAUGAGGACCCAUUCUGGUGAGAAGCCCUAUGAGUGUUACAUUUGCCACGCUCGCUUCACCCAGAGUGGGACUAUGAAGAUGCACAUCCUGCAGAAGCACACUGAGAAUGUGGCCAAGUUUCACUGCCCUCACUGUGACACAGUCAUUGCACGGAAGAGUGACCUGGGUGUCCAUUUGCGGAAGCAGCAUUCCUAUAUCGAGCAGGGCAAGAAGUGUCGCUAUUGCGAUGCUGUGUUCCACGAGCGAUACGCACUCAUCCAGCACCAGAAAUCUCACAAGAACGAGAAGCGUUUCAAGUGUGACCAGUGUGACUAUGCAUGUCGACAGGAACGGCACAUGAUCAUGCACAAGCGAACCCACACUGGAGAAAAGCCUUACGCCUGUAGCCAUUGUGAUAAAACCUUCCGCCAGAAGCAACUGCUCGAUAUGCACUUCAAGCGUUACCAUGACCCUAAUUUUGUCCCAGCUGCCUUUGUCUGCUCCAAGUGUGGCAAAACAUUCACCCGCCGUAACACCAUGGCCAGACAUGCAGAUAACUGUACAGGCCCAGAUGGAGUAGAAGGAGAGAACGGAGGGGAGCCCAAGAAAGGGAAACGUGGCCGAAAGAGAAAGAUGCGCUCAAAGAAAGAGGACUCCUCUGACAGUGAAGAGGAAAACGCAGAGCCAGAGUUGGAUGACAUUGAGGAGGAGGAGGAGGAGACGGCAGUCGAAAUAGAGGCCGAGCCAGAGGUGGAACCUGUCGCUCCAGCACCGCCACCGGCUAAGAAGCGGAGAGGAAGGCCACCAGGCAAAGCCAACCAACCAAAACAGCCCCAGCCAACAGCAAUCAUUCAGGUGGAAGACCAGAACACUGGUGCAAUUGAAAACAUUAUAGUGGAAGUCAAGAAGGAGCCAGAAGCAGAGACUGUAGGAGCCACAGUGGGAGUUCAGCCAGCUGCGGUGGAAGCACCCAACGGGGACCUCACCCCAGAGAUGAUACUCAGCAUGAUGGACCGGUGAUGGAGGAAGGGCUGUGCUCUGACUGAACUGGCCUGGGCUCUUUUGAAGCGGCUCAAUCCCUUUGUUUUUAUUUUUACCUUAUUUUUGGCUUUGGGAAAUGCAUCGUUUUUAGACCAUUUUACCAAACAAGCCCGGGAAACAAAACUUCAAAUGAUGUCAGAAAGUGAUUUGCCUAGAUCUCUCUCCCUAUCUUCCUCUCUCUCUCUCUCCACCCCCCACCCUUCCUUUCUCUGUUUAAUGUUAGCAUAACAGGAUCAUGGAACGUGGGACUUUUUUUUUUUUUAAGUCCCUAAGGGUCUCCUGCAGGUUGCCCGAUCCCAUUAACUCUGACAUUGUAGUGACAGGCCAUAGACAGCCUUCACACGUGAUGUGGAAACAGAUGCCCUCUGCUCAAGUCCACACAAACCGCUCUGGAUCCGCUUGCGUGUUCCGUGAUGCCCUCUGGCCUCAUUUUUGCUCUGUAGAGGUUUUUAACUGUAAAUGCAGACUCAGGAGGACUGUGAUACUUUUAUUGCAUUUUGGUUUUGCUUUCCACUCCCCCCCCGACCCCCCCCCCCCAACUGACUGGCUCCGCGUCAGCACCAUAGGUCCAGCAUGCUCCAGCUGUUAUCUUUCCUCCCGAAUGCUUUGCUUUCUGCAGGGCAUCUCUGUAAUGAUCAAGCGUGUAAAUAAAUUUUUUUACAUUUUAAUCUUUUUUCCAUUUAAUUAAGAGGUUGAGGGUGGGGGGGGCACAGUGCAGUUUAAAAAGAGAGCCCCUGUCAUUUUAAACAAUUGCAAAAGGAAUUAUGCAGGAAUUGGAAACAAAUUGAACAUUGGAACCUAUCAAGUUAGUGGAAGCACGCCACCCAGACGUCCAAGUAAGAUGGCAGACAUCUAUGGCCUCAGAUCAGUUUCUAAGCACAUGGACUUGGUAUUGGAAACUUGUCAUUUAACUCUUUUUUUGAGUUUCAAAUUUUCACGACUCCACUUUCUUUGCUCUGUUUUUGUGUUUAUGAAUUCUGUGUUAAAAGCCGAGGUGGUAAUUUGUAAUGGGGCUUCCCAAGCCCCUGAAACCUAGGCCAGGAAAUUUUACUAGGUCAGUAAUUACAAGAUUUUUGGGUCUUUAAUUAAAAAGAAAAAAGAAUAAUGUGAAAUACAAAUGAUGCCUGUAUAUGAACUGUCACAUGUUAAAAUAAGUAAGCUUUUUAUAGAGCCUCAGUCUUGCUGAUUUCAAACAGAAUUUUCUUCUAUGUAUCGCUUUUAAGAGAGCUAUCAGGUUAGCUAUCCAAUUCUAGGUUGAUGCAUUUUUGUACUUAGCUGUACUGUGUGAUAUUUUUCAUUAUUUUAGGAAACCAACAUGAGAUAAAAUGUUAUAAAAGUACAUAAUGGGGUUUGGACUUUGGGAAGGAGAAUAUACUGCUGUACAGCUAAUAAAUAAUAAUGAAUUAA